AAUUGGGCCCGCGGCGGAAGGGUCGGACCCUCGAGAGCGCCAAAGAAAGCCAAAGCCAAAGCGAAAGCGAAGGGGACGACAACGAGGAGGAGGAGGAGGACGAGGCGAGAACUGAAGAGUUUCAUCGCGGAGGGUUGGAAUCGGGCUUCUUGCGCUCGCGCUCGCGCAAUUGGAUCGAGAAGAUCGGCAUUCGAAGAUGGCGACGGCGGCGUCCGUGCUGGGAGUUCUCCGCGCUGCAAGACCUGCUUUCCGAUCGGCGCAUGACCGCGUCUCGUUCGUUGUGCACUCGGCGUUUCUAGCGUCGGGUUAUUCUCUGACUGCCGUGGGAUCUGCUGCCGGGGCGACGUUUCCAUCUUCUGCGGCAUCUGCAACAGAAGAGACCGAAGUUGGAAUUGAAGGCUGGAAUGAGCUUGAUGGUUCAUAUGCUUUUCAGUAUUCCGAUGGCAGUCAGGCUGGGCUCUGUAAAUCCGUCAUUGUAAAGUGUACCGCCAUUGGUGACUUACUGAUGGUGGAUGCUGCUCCAUUAUCCGAUGCCGAUACUCCCUACAGCUUGGAAAUCAAGGUUAAUGACUAUACAGUCGACAGCAUGACUAGCAACUAUGGUCAGCAGUAUACCAAUUUGGAAGGUUUAGUUGAUCGUCUAAACUCUUCUAUCAUCUCGAAAUUGUCAUCUUCAGCCGGAGAAACGUCAUCGGACACCAAGUCACCCUCAGCGCAGCCUGAAAGGGAGAGAGAAGUUAGGCCUCCUCCGAGAAUAAGCAUUCUAGAAGAUCCACCACGCCCCGGAGGGUUCCAAUACCCUGAGAUUCCAGCAUAUGGUGGAAAUGAUCUCUUGCCCGGGCUUGGAGCUGGCAUUUUUGCGCCCAGAAGAGACGUCGGAGUUGGAGUUGGUGGAACAAUGUUAGUUGGUCCUAACGAUCCAAGAUGGGGCCGUGUGGGAAUCGGUGGUCAGCCGCCUGUGGGAGGCCCUAAUCCUCCAGGAGUGCCUCCCGGAGCGAGGUUUGAUCCUUUUGGUCCUCCUGGUGUACCAGGCUUUGAACCAAACAGAUUUAUAAUGGAUCCUCGACGACCGCCAGGAGGAUCUCAUCCUGAUUUGGAACAUUUUUCUCCCUUCUAGCUUACUGGCUGGUAUUGGAAGUAGCUUCUUUGUUGACAAAAAUGCAUAUGUAUUCUUAUAGAAGUGUUGCCGCCUGUGUUGGGAUUUGUAUCCAUUUUGUCUAAAGAAAACAUAUGUAUAAUACGUAAAUGUAGUGUAGAGCAGUUCCCAUCCAUAAGUCUGUAGAAUACGAACAGAUUACAAUACCACCGACUUAGAGAGGCUUUUGUGUAUAUUUGCGAGUAGAAAAACUUAGUUAAUCUGAAUAGCACUGACAUCAUGCCUUGUAAUCACGACGCCUCAACCAUUUUCGUUGUCUUGAGAGCGCUUACCAGCGCCUCUAGAAUGAAGGAGAAGAGGAAGAUUUUCGAAAUACGUUUCCUUCUUUUGUUUUGUAUAGUGGAUAGAUUUACUUCUUUCUAUUUUUGCAUAUAUCCGAACUUUUUGAUGGGAUCACUACUUUCCUCAGUGUCCAAGCUCUAUGUAGUGAUGCAUGUUAAAAGCGGAGACUUGCAAUAUUGCC
Molecule: messenger RNA, 1619 nt
Organism: Marchantia polymorpha subsp. ruderalis
Lineage: Eukaryota; Viridiplantae; Streptophyta; Marchantiopsida; Marchantiales; Marchantiaceae
Source: the annotation of a GenBank genome assembly